Molecule: messenger RNA, 2619 nt
Organism: Diaporthe citri
Lineage: Eukaryota; Fungi; Ascomycota; Sordariomycetes; Diaporthales; Diaporthaceae
Exons: 10
Coding region: 1-2619 (872 amino acids)
Molecular function (GO): oxidoreductase activity, acting on paired donors, with incorporation or reduction of molecular oxygen; monooxygenase activity; iron ion binding
Source: RefSeq, a predicted model, not a curated record
AUGUCAAAACCUUCCGUUCUUAUCGUCGGCGGCGGCGCCUUCGGAACAUCCACAGCGUUCCAUCUCAACAAGCGAGGAUAUUCGUCGGUGACCGUGCUCGACCGGUUUGAUGCUCCGUCUACCGACGCCGCAGCCACCGACCUCAACAAGGUCAUUCGGUUCGAUUAUCCAAACCCCCUCUACUCAGCCCUCGGUCGUGAGGCAUACGACGCAUGGACUUCCCCCUCGUCGCUUUUUGCCGGUCUCUAUCGUAAGACUGGCUGGAUCAUGUCCGGCCAUGAAAUGACGGUCGACUGGCUGAAGAAGGCCUUUAGCCAAGCCAAGGAUGAGAACAGGCAAAAUGUCGGUUGGCUCAGUGCUGGCGACAUCAAGAGCCGGUGGCCCGCUUUUAGCGGCCAGUUUCCUGGAUGGACGAACCUGUUCAGCGGCAAUGCAGGAUGGGUACCUUCUGGAGAGGCGCUCCUACGAAUGGCAAGAGCGGCCGAGACGAAUGGAGUCAAGUAUGUAUGUGGACGGUCUGGUACGGCCGUGCGCCUCAUCUAUGAUGACAAGAACGGCACCUGCACUGGUGUCCUGACUGCAGAUGGCACGACACACACAGCCGAUCUCGUCAUUCUUGCCAACGGUGCGCAGAUACCGACGCUCAUAGAAGCGAAAGACGAGGUCGAGGCGUCGGCCUCGGCAGUCGCCGUGAUCGAGCUUACGCCGGCGGAGGCUGAGAAGUACAAAGAUAUUCCCAUCAUUGACGACUUCGAACAAGGAAUCAUCUUCCCUCCAGACCGCAACCGCCUGUUGAAACUGUGCAGCUGCCGCUUUCUUGUCAACUACAAGAACAGCCAGCUGCCAGGAGCAUCGAUCGGGGUGUCCCAUGGUGAUCGCCCACACGACGGCAUCCCCCAAGAGAUUGACAAGGAACUGCGAGCCUUCCUACACGAUAUGGCCCCAGACUUGGCCGACAAGCCAUGGGUUACUACCCGUAUGUGCUGGGACGGAAUGUCCAAGGACAUCAACUUCCGGAUCUGUCCACAUCCUAACGCCAAGAACCUCUAUGUCGCUUCGGUCGGGUCUAACCAUGGGUUCAAAUUCCUCCCCGUCAUUGGCAAGUAUGUUGCGGAUAUGCUGGAGGGCAAGCUGUCGCCAGGGCCGACGGAACCAGAUGACGUCGUCAGCAGGAAUCUCGCCACGGUUGAGGGCGAGCGAGUGAAAACUUUCUAUGAGCCUCAACUUGGCCAUUUCAAGAUCGUCAAGCGAGACUUUGGCAAGAGUGCCGCGCAGUGCAUCGUCACUCGACCCAGAAGGUUUGUCCUGAUGCAGUCAGCUUCGGCAAUUGCCCUUGGAGGCUUCGCGGCCGCCUAUCUCUUUCUCCGCCUCAUCCUCUAUUUGACCCAGGAUUCGAGAGAGCCGCCCGCCAUCUUGACCACCGUGCCCUUCUUUGGUCCACUGGUUGGCAUGUUUAGGGAGAAAUCAAGUUUUCCACCUUCGGUUAAGAAGCGGUGGCGCGCUGUUAGCUUCGCCGCCCUUGCUGCCGACGCUGGGUUUCUUGUCGGCCUCAGGAAGGAAGACAACGAAAUACUGCAUCGGGAUCUGACCAGUGAGCACGGCUUCAGUUUCAGUUGGCCCAAGUAUAUAAUGUCCGCUAUGGGCCCUGGAAAGGACCUUGAUUCAAUCAACAGAAAGACGUCUGAGUCGGGCUUCCUGACCCUGUCUGUCUUUCCCCUGGCUUCUAUUUUCUUCCUCAGACUCUAUAAAGCGCGAGAACUAGCAGCAGCAGCUAUGAUCGACUACGUGUGCAAGGGUGGGUACAAGACAGCGUCUGGGCUCGUGCGAAAGCGCUAUGAGCACCACGUGGAGCAGUGGGGACUCAGCCUGGAUGACUUUGCGCGUGGGGAGCUGGGGAACACGUUUGCCGUCCUUGGGAACUCAACGCCGUGCGCACUAUGGGUGCUCUUCCACAUCUUUUCCGACGACCGAGUCUUGGCUGAUGUCCGGAGCGAGGUCUCCGCCAUGGUAAAGUUCAGGGAGGAAGACGGCGUGAACUGCCUUGACCUGGCUACCAUCCGGACGUCUUGUCCCAUCCUUUCGAGUACCUUUCAGGAAACCCUCCGCUUCCGUGCUGUCAACUCUGGACCUCAUGUCGUCCUUGAAGAAGUCCUCCUCAAUGAUCGCAUUCUGCUCAAGAAAGGGAGCAUGCUUAUGAUUCCGGCCCCUUUGCAGCACACAGAUACCUCAGCAUGGGGUGACAACGUCAACAAUUUCGACCACAUGCGUUUUGUCCAUAGUCAAGGCCAGAACUUGAAGAGACCAAAUCGAGUGGCAUUCCGCGCCUUUGGUGGUGGUCACGUCUUAUGCCCUGGGCGACAUUUCGCAAGUACCGAGAUCAUGGCUCUCGCGGCAUUAUUAGCGCUUCAGUUCGACUUUGUGCCUACGAGCAACGGGGGCAAAUGGGUUGAGCCCACCUGGAAGAACUCGCCAAUUCAGGCGGGAUUUCCUAUUCCAGACAAGGAUAUCGACGUCGAGCUUCGGCCCAGAGACCCAAGCAAGAAGUGGGAAGUCACUUUCACCGGCUCAGAAGAGGCUAUGGGGAUUGUUUCUGAGGAUAUCGACCCUUGUUCAGAGUAG